AUGUCCCUCGGCUGGCUCUUCAGGCCGCUCGCCCUCGCCUCCACUCUCGCCUUCUCGGCUCUCGGCGCCCUGUCCACAAGAUACCAAAGAGCCAGGCUCUACUGGAACCUCAUUCUCUACCUGUCCGCCUUGGGCAUGGCCAGCACCUGGGGAAUCGUAGUUACCAUUCUCGCUACAGCUUCCGGUCAGAGGUUCAACAUCAAUUACUAUGUCGCCCGGACAUUCUACAAUGUCGCGAGACCGCUGGUGGGGAUCAAGAUUGAAGUCGAGGGGGAGGAGCAUCUGGACGAUCUCUUGACCGCACAUGGGGGCAAGGGUCAAAGUGCGGUGCUUCUGGGAAACCACCAGAGUAUGCUCGAUAUUCUCUAUCUCGGCCGAAUUCUGCCCAAGAGGUCGGCGAUCAUGGCCAAGAAGGAGCUCAAAUGGUCGCCAGUGUUGGGCCAGUUCAUGAGCCUCUCAGGAGCCGUUUUUGUGGACCGAAAGAACAGAACAGAUGCUGUCCAAGCCUUGGCAGUGGCUGGAGAAGCCAUGAAGAAAAAGGGUGUCUCUCUCUGGGUAUUUCCCGAAGGCACCCGGACAUCAUCUCCCGAAUCCAACCUCCUCCCAUUCAAGAAGGGUGCUUUCCACCUGGCUGUUCAGGCUCAGGUUCCUAUAGUUCCCGUGGUUUGUGAAAACUACUAUAGGCUGUUUGACGGUCGCACGCGCUUUGAGCCUGGAGUCUUGAAGGUCCGAGUCCUGGAACCGAUACCCACCAUAGGCCUCACUGUCGACGAUGUCACCUCUCUCGCCGAGUCGACCCGCGAAGCCAUGCUUCAAGCCCUUCGUGAGAUCUCCGUCCCAACGUCUUCUUCUUCCGGCCCCUCAACUUCAUCUGCCGGUAUCGCACCCCCUAUUUCAGCAAUCGUCACAGAUCCUCCUGCUGGCGCUCCCAUACAUCUCAACAUUUUUAACAACGACGCCCAGUCUGCGUUACGCCAGAGGCUUGCUCCAGGUUCGGGGGAGCAUAGUAGAGAAGCGAGCUCCGAGGGGUCAAAGAGGGGCGCGACGAGCAGGGAUGGCGAGACGACGGAGGAUGAGAUGGAUGAGGAUGCGGUGUUGAUGAAGAAGCCCACAGGGGCGGCUUAG
Molecule: messenger RNA, 1125 nt
Organism: Cryptococcus wingfieldii CBS 7118
Lineage: Eukaryota; Fungi; Basidiomycota; Tremellomycetes; Tremellales; Cryptococcaceae
Product: lysophosphatidate acyltransferase
Exons: 6
Coding region: 1-1125 (374 amino acids)
Biological process (GO): phosphatidic acid biosynthetic process
Cellular component (GO): membrane; endoplasmic reticulum
Molecular function (GO): 1-acylglycerol-3-phosphate O-acyltransferase activity
Source: RefSeq, a predicted model, not a curated record